Stylophora pistillata is the source of this 4361-nucleotide messenger RNA. RefSeq lists its product as uncharacterized. Gene Ontology annotation, molecular function: metalloendopeptidase activity. The record is from RefSeq and is a predicted model, not a curated record. Gene Ontology annotation, biological process: extracellular matrix organization; proteolysis. Gene Ontology annotation, cellular component: extracellular matrix. Lineage: Eukaryota; Metazoa; Cnidaria; Anthozoa; Scleractinia; Pocilloporidae.
UUACGUGAAGCACCGCUGAACUGUUCCGCCGAAACCAUUGAUGCAAAAAUGAAAUAAGCAGAAUGAAAAACGAAAAUGUCGAGGAGCAACAACAAACGGUUAUUCUUGAAUAAUCAGACGUUUUAGUGUACGAUGUUGAAGUCACGAAUGGGUCUUAUUCUGUAUUAUUGUGGUCUGUUGUACUUGGUUUUGCGAUUUGAAGAUGAGGUGUCCUCUAAGUUUCUCUCUGUAGCAUCAUGGGGCAGUGAGUAUCCCAGGAUUGAGGAAGUAAACGUUUCUCGGACCAGUCCUGCUAUAACUCCAGGAAACUCUCUGUUAACAGGUCACCCUGAAAGUGGCAACGAAAAGAAAAAAUUGCAUGGAAAUGGUUUAUUUCUGAACGAUACUUGUUUUAAACCAUUACAAACGCUUUUCCUAGUGGAAUCAAGCAUAUUAGCUCUCCCUCUCGCAUAUGCCAUAAUUACCACCUAUCCAGGGAGGUUUCAUUUCCGUGGCACAGCUGGAAAAGCCAUGUCAAGAUUCUGUCGAUAUUUCCUUCUGAGGCCCAGGAAAGAUAAAGUAGCAAGCAAUCUUGUACCUCUGACGGACAUUAUCUGGAAACUCUCGAAAGGCUUAGCUUAUUUAGCGCUUGCUAUUGUUUAUUUAUUUUUUCUGCUACUCACUAUUCUAAGGAAGUCGCUUAAGUUGUCAAGAAAAAAGACUAAACCUGUAUUCUGUGCAACGGGUUCUUUAUCGUUCUCGAGUCCAAAGAUCUUUACAAAACCACUGGAAACGCUUUUCAUCUUGGUAACACUCUUUGGUUCAGGGCUUUCGUCGCUGGAUCCGAGCAGGAACACUUCUUUAGAGACCGAGUUGUCAUUUUCACCAACGCCGACUUCAAGAGCAUCAACAGCUUUAUCAACAAAUGAGACAAAUUCACCGUCAUCAUUGCCUUUAUUUUUGCCAUCAUCUUCAGUAUUUUCUAACUCAGGGCCAUCCCUACGGUCUCAGUUUUCAUCAACGUUAUCGUUGACAGCAUCAAUGAUUUCUAAAACCUUACAAUCAUCGGAGCAAUCGUUAAUGCAGUCCGUAUCAUCAUCGCCGCCAAUAAUGACGUUGUUGUCGUCAUCUUCAACGCAAUCCCCUCAAGUAUUACAAUCACCAUCAGCUUCACUAUCGACACCGCUCUUACGGUCAUCGUCUUUUAUACCAUUCUCUACACCAUCGCCAACGCCACCAUCUCCAACCCUAACCCCAUCCCCAUUACUAUCAUCGACAUCGUCUCUACCACCAUCGUCCUUUCCUUCACUAUUACCAUUAUCAGUAUUAUCAUCAUCAUCACCCCCACCAUCAUCGUCUCAAGUACCAUCCCCCUCGGCAUCCUCAUCUCACUCUCUAUCGCCAUCUCUAACAUCAUUGCCAUUAACGCUAUCGCCACUGCUAUCAUCAUCGCAAACAUCAUCACAGGUACCAUCAUUACCAUUGCAAUCUCCAUCUCUGUCUCCCUUUCCGUCUUCGCCUCAUUCUCAAUCUCUGUCUUUAUCUCCAUUUUCAUCACAACCACCAUUCCCCUCACCAUUGCAAUCGCCAUCGCCAUCGCCAUCGCCAUCGCCAUCGCCAUCGCCAUCGCCGUCGCCGUCGCCGUCGCCGUCGCCGUCGCGGACGUCAUCGCCACCGCCACCACCAUCGCCAUCGCAAUCGCCACCGCCGGCGCCAUCGCCAUCGCCAUCGCCAAUGCCAUUGCCAUCGCCAUCAUCCUCCUCGUCACCACCAGCAUCAUCAUUUCCACCACUGUUGCCACUACUAUCGCCAUCUCCGUCAUCAUUUCCAUCUUUUUCUCAAUCUCCAUCGUCAUAUGCAUUUCCGUCUUUGUCUCAGCUCCUGUUUCUGUCUUCAUCGCGAUCACCAUCGCCAUCAUCCUCUCAGAAUACAUCACCAAUACGAUUUCUGUUCCCUUCAUUGUCGAUAGCACCUUCUACUUCUUUUCCGUCAUCAGCGCCAUUAUCUCUUCCUUUUUCUUCUCCACCUUCUAAACCGCUUCAUUCAUCGCUAUCACUAAAAUCAGAGACAAUUUCGAGGCAUUUACUGUCUUCAACAUCCUCCUCAAAGCUGUCCCUAUCGUUAUCAUCACGAUUUUUAUCCCUGAUCCAGAGUAAAUAUGUUGUAAUGAACUUAUCAGCCACAUUAACUUUAAAAUCGAAACACUCUUCGUUAAUACAUGCCAUCCGGCCAACAGGAUCGUUGAUGUUCUCAGUCUCUCAAUUGAUCUCUGCGAGUGUAAUGUCACAGACGGCUAACCGGACUUCUGUUCCAACUAAGUCAAAUGUAAUGAGCUCUAGAUCUGUGUGGUUGUCAGAGGCAUUUAUAUUAUCUUUACCAUUGAGAAGUAACACUUUACAAGAGCAACGAUCGAUAGUUUCUUCAGUUUCUCAAAUGGUAGCUUCGAACCUUACGUCAAGGACGGCUAAUUUAACUCCUUUGCUUACCAGCUCGAGACAAGUGGAAUCCGCGUCGUCCACGGUGUUAGCAACAAAUAUCCCGACUGAACCAAGUGCUCCAAAUGACACGAGGGUAAUUGAUGUGACGGUCUCGUUGAUAAAUGAGGAAUAUGACAAAGAUCUGUUGAAUGAAAGUUCAGCACGUUUUGUGAAUCUGUAUCAAAGGGUAAACUAUACGCUAUGGGAAAUUUUUUCUAACGAUGUGUCGGGCCUGAAGGAAAUAGAAAUACUUCGAUUCAGAAAUGGAAGCGUUCUGGUGGACUUUCGAUUGUUUAUGGACAGUACGUCCAAUACGACUAUACGUAGAGUCAAUGAAACCCUCUUGGGAAAAAAUGGUUCCAACACUGAAGGAUUCAUUUUUGGGAAAAUCCUCGUUACAGAGAAAUGUUCUGCUGGAUUCUGCGCAAAUGCAGGUAUUUGUGACGAUGGUACCAACGGUCCAGUGUGCAGGUGCAGCAAUGGAUUUUUGGGCAACAGAUGUACUCAAAGAGUAGAGCCUGUACAUGGAAACUAUUCAGAGUGGUCCGAGUUCACUGACUGCAGCAAAACAUGUGAAGGUGGACAGAAACACCGCAGGCGUACUUGUUCUAAUCCUUCUCCUCAACUUGGGGUUAACGACUGCGCAGGACUGGGACGGGAUGUGGAAUAUAUAAACUGCAAUAGCGACAUCCGCUGUCCAGUUUCAGCUGAGGUGUGGAUAGCUGUCGGAGUCGCCUGUGGUGUGUUUUUCUUGAUUCUUAUUUUUGUCGUCUUGCUUCUGCUACGAAGGCGAAGGAAACAGGCUGAACAAAGAAAUGGAAAAUCUGCAUCCAAUGAGUAUGAGACAAAUGGACACGGUACUGUUGUACCACUCGAAUUUAUCUACGAAGACAGAACAGUGCCUAAUGCCAGUCCUAAGGGGCACCAAAAUCCAGAAUUUAUUGGCGACGACGAUGAUGACAAUGAUAUUUACAAAGCUCAGUUGCUGUUAUUUCUCAAGCACUCACAUUUUAUUCGGAGUAAUCUUUACCCUGAAGAACAAGACAACAUAUCAGAUGCUUCAGAACAUUCUAAAACAAAUUCAAGAAAACAAUCUGCAGUAUACACGACCAACGGUAAAGUCCAAGAGGACGAAGACGAGCUGGCUGAUGUUAUGGAAAUAAAUCACGCCUCCAAAAGUGACAGCCAACUGUUCGCGCCACAACGAGAGGGGUUCCCUCCAACAACAGUCCUAUGACCUGGAAAUCAAAGUCUAUCUGCGAAAAGGUUUAUGGAAACUUAGGGUGGGUUACCCUGCAGGUAUUAGCCACUUUGCGUGUCGUCGUCGAACGAGCAAGAACUGUAAAAAAGCCCUUACCGUUUUAUAUGAACAUAGUAAACUUACUGCAAAAUACAAAGUCACUUGUGUUCGACUCUCUGAACGGAGGGGAACCUUCAAGGUCCCUUUAAUGCGCUUAAUGUCAAGUUGUGGGAUGAAAUGUUUGCGGCGAUCAAUUGUAUUUAGUGUUUUUUUAUAGUUAAGGUCAUUACAUUAUCAUCAUCAUAGUCAUAUCGAAUAUUUUCAGUUUUUUAUAUCAAUUUUUAAAUUAAAAGCCUUGUUUUCGCUAGCUAUUUAAGGAAACGAUUGUUCUUAGACAAGUUUACACGAAAAAUAAAUUGAAAAAACGAGUUGAAUUUUUUUGGAAUAAAAGACGAUUGUGGUUGACGUUUUCAACCAUUGACAUGUAACACAGGAAAAUAAUAUUUUCUAUAUUAACUCAAGAAUAGUCAUAUUCUACUUUGGAUGAAACAGGUCGGGAUCGUAUUCUGCGUUAAUGACAAAAUCUACUGGCCAAACUGGCCUUAUAAGUGUUAACUAAAUAUCGAUAUGCAACAGUCAAUAAACUCAAGUCCUUGAUACAACCA